CCUCAGCGAACGCGGCGCCGGGGCCGCCCCUCCGCGGUCACGGGGCUGCGCGGUACGGCCAUGGCGGCGCCCGGCGCAGCGAUGGCGGCUCCCAGCGCCGUGUGGCUCGGCGGGGACCUGGUGGAAUGGGUGCUGUGCCCCUACGACGUCCAUCACCGCGUUCCCCGCGCGUCGCUGGAGAGGCACGCGGCGUCCUGCCGGCUCCGCAGGAUGGGAUACUCCGCCGAGGAGGAGGCCGAGAUGUACGACUCCAGCUUUUUCUACGAAAACCUGAAGGUUCCCACCAUCGCCAUGGAUAAAGAUCUACAGUUUCACAUUGUUAAGCAGGCUAGAGCCCAAAGUGCAAAGGAAGGUGCAGGCUAUAGCGAAGGUUCUUACUCAUUACUGCCCAUAGAAGUUCCUCAAAACCACAAGCGUUUCACCUGUGACCUGACCCAGGCUGACCGCCUUGCUCUUUACGAUUAUGUUGUUGAGGAGACAAAGAAACAGAGGUCCAGAUCGCAGAUAACAGAAAAUGACAGUGAUCUCUUCGUGGAUUUAGCAGCAAAAAUCACCCAAGAUGAUAGUCAGAAAGGUCCAAAGUCCCAUCUUGAAAUUCUGGCUGAAAUGCGAGAUUACAAAAGGCGGCGGCAGUCAUACAGAGCUAAGAAUGUUCAUAUAACAAAGAAGUCCUACACUGAGGUGAUUCGGGAUGUGAUUGGUGUGCAUAUGGAAGAACUCAGCAAUCAGUGGCAGGAGGAGAACAGGUUGGAUAAUGCAGAGAUAUGUGAAGGAGGGAAGUCAAAGUCCUCAGGAAGUUUAUUUUCAGAAGGGAAGACAGGCGGUCAGCUUCAGUGGACUCGCGGCAGUCUGGGGGGAGCAGUAAGGAUACGGAGUGCACAAGACACAGGAGAGACACCAGCAGGAGUCCAAGUAAACGAAGGAGGAGUCGUGAGAGAGGCAAAGACAGAGACUCUCGGAGAAAAAGAGAGAGGGAUGAAGACAAGUAUUACAAUCAUAAAAGAAGAAAGUAGGAACAAGAACCUGAUGAUUUUGUUUGUCAGCUGCUCAAAACAUAACUUCCACAAGAACUAUUGUUACUGCUGUUUUUUCCAAGACAGUAAAGGUGUGCACAUAAUAUUGGUGUUGCAUCACACCUGUGCUGCUUGGAGAUGAAAAAGUGCUACAGUUUGUCAGGAUGGAAGCAGUAUAUUUCAGAUAACAUGUAAAUCUGUAACAUUUAUACAUCUGUUAAUAAAUUAUAUUGAUCUCUCA
Messenger RNA from Serinus canaria (Common canary), 1254 nucleotides. It is a transcript of the gene SNRNP48, whose product is annotated as small nuclear ribonucleoprotein U11/U12 subunit 48. The record is from RefSeq and is a predicted model, not a curated record. Gene Ontology annotation, cellular component: U12-type spliceosomal complex; cytosol; nucleoplasm. NCBI's taxonomy places the organism in Eukaryota, Metazoa, Chordata, Aves, Passeriformes, Fringillidae. Bases 61 to 1155 code for a protein of 364 amino acids. The transcript is spliced from 9 exons.